UAAAGGCUGCACUUCACAACAUGGUAACUCCGCACCGGCAUCCUGCGGGUCAGGCAACCGGUGGCACCUUAAUUGGGGAAGACGGCUCACAGUAAUGGCAUAAAUGGAAUGGUAUUUAACACAUACAUGGUGAACAUGUGUUUGAUACCAUUCACUCCACCCAUUAUCUGGCAGAUCUAAGGACGCUCCAAUAUGCGUUUCCAGUUCGGAAAUGUCCGAUUUUUUCUUGAACGCGGCAUCAUCUUCCAACGAGUUUCCAGUCGGGAGUUUCCGCGUUGUCUGUAACACAACAGAAGUAUGUCAUCAUCCAAAAGUCUUUAGUGGGGCUGGAAUAUAAGAUGCACAAUUGAGAGCAUCCUAUCGGGCUGUAUCACUGCAUGGUACGUCAACUGCACCACCCACAACCUCAGGGCUCUCCAGAGGGUGGUGCGGUCUGCCCAACGCAUCACCGGGGGCAAAUUACCUGCUCUCCAUGACACCUACGGCACCCCAUGUAACAGGAAGGCCAAAAAGAUCAUCAAGGACAACAACCGCCACUGCCUGUUAACCCCGCUAUCAUCCAGAAGGCAAGGAAUGUGAAUGUCGGAGGACCAGGCAGCGCAGAAGGAUGAGCUGCUUGCUCUAGGGAGUAUUUACGACGAAGAGGAGUUUCACGGAGCUGAAUCGGCACAAGGCGGAGAAAUACAACUAUGCCUUGAACUUCCUCCUAAUUUCAAGUUGAUAGUCAAAGGAGACAAGCAGACAGAAUAUGACGUAUCUUUCCUACCUCCCCUGGUGCUUAACUUUGAACUUCCUGCUGACUACCCUUCCUCCUCAUCUCCGGUCUAUACACUAAGUUCCAAAUGGCUGUCAAGGGACCAGAUGACUUCUCUCUGCAAGCGUCUGGAUGAGCUGUGGGGGGAGAACCAGGGCUGUGUUGUCCUCUACAAAUGGAUCCAGUUCCUCAAGGAGGAGGCGUUUGCCUUCCUGGAUGUCAAGUCUCCGCUAGAGGUUGUUAAGGCAGACAUGGCUCCGGUUGACGCGAAGAGAAGCAAGGCUGGCGUGAAGCGGGCGGGGACUAUAAUCGGGGAGGAAGACAAACUGGAGUCUCUGCUGGAGCUGGACCCCCGUGCUGUGCUGGUGGUGGACCCCCGUACUGAUAUCCUACCUCAGCUACUGGACUUUGACGAAGCUCACAGGCAGAAGGUGUUUGACGCCAAGGCGUUCUGCUGUAGCAUCUGCUUCAUGGAGAAACUGGGCUCGAGCUGCCUGUGCUUCAAGGGAUGCCAGCACGUGUAUUGCAAGGCUUGCAUGACAGAGUACUUCGGGAUUCAGAUCCGCGACGGCAACGUUCAGUGUCUUAACUGCCCCGAGCCCAAGUGCACCUCAUUGGCUAUACCCUCACAGGUCAAGCUCCUUGUCGGGGAGGAGUUGUUUACUCGUUAUGACCGUCUCCUGCUUCAGUCCAGCCUGGACCUGAUGGCUGAUGUGGUGUACUGCCCUCGCCAGUCAUGCUGUCAGGCUGUGAUGGUGGAGCAAGACACCACCAUGGGCAUCUGCCCUUCCUGUCAGUACGCCUUCUGCACCCUCUGCAAACGUGGAUACCACGGCCUGUCCCACUGCAAGGUCACAGCAGAUGAGCUGCGAGGCCUAAGGGAUGAGUAUAUCUCUGCCAGUGCCGAGGGGAAGAAGUUCAUGGAGCAGCGUUUUGGGAAGCGGGUUAUCCAGCGUGCCGUGGAGGAGUCCUUCAGCAGGGACUGGCUCUAUGAGAACUGUAAAGGCUGCCCGCGCUGUGGCACGAACAUACAGGUAGCCUUCCACAAGCUUCCCACAAUAAGUUGGGUGAAUUAUGGCCCAUUCCUCCUGACAGAGCUGGUGGAACUGAUUCAGAAGGUAGAUGGCUGCAAUAAGUUGACUUGCACCUCGUGUAAGCAGUACUUCUGCUGGCUGUGUCUGGGCCAGCUCACACGUGUCAACCCCUACAGCCACUUCAAUAACCCCUCCUCGCCUUGCUACAACCAGCUGUUCCAGGGUGUGGAUAUUGAUGAAGAUGAUGCCUUGAGUGAUGAAGAGGACUGAUGUGUGCAAUACCUCAGUGUGCUUCAUUUGUUUGCAAUUUAUUGACCCUCACAACACAAACUGCAUAUCGACUUAGCCAACACCACCAUUUCUCACCAUCAUUGAUCAGGCAUUUACUAUGCCAAAAUAUCAGUCAUUUCUUAUGGUUCACUGGCUAGCAGAGAGCGAUUCCAAGCUGAUACAGGCACAUUACCUUACUGCAUACAGAAGUCAAAUACUCAGGGCCAGUAUUUUCCUGAAAGCAUGCUCGUGAAGAGAGCGUUCUAAUUCUGAGUUUGUAUGUUUAGAUGAUUUGAACAGAUAAUGUUGCCAUGUUUUAUCAACCUCAAUUUAAAAAGAAAAUUCUGGGAUCUGGGUUUGAAAUCUUACAAUCAAGAACAGAGAACAACAUUUUGGGAUGUUUUUACUAUUUAUUUUGAUCAUGAGUUAAAAUCUGUGGAAGAAUGUGUGUACACCCUGAUACCAUCCAAACCAUGAGCUAACAACUUGAUGUGAAAAAGGUAAAUAAAGCGUUGCCAAAUGUGA
Molecule: messenger RNA, 2583 nt
Organism: Salvelinus fontinalis (brook trout)
Lineage: Eukaryota; Metazoa; Chordata; Actinopteri; Salmoniformes; Salmonidae
Product: E3 ubiquitin-protein ligase RNF14-like
Exons: 10
Coding region: 580-2058 (492 amino acids)
Biological process (GO): positive regulation of proteasomal ubiquitin-dependent protein catabolic process; ubiquitin-dependent protein catabolic process; protein polyubiquitination
Cellular component (GO): ubiquitin ligase complex; cytoplasm
Molecular function (GO): ubiquitin conjugating enzyme binding; ubiquitin protein ligase activity; zinc ion binding
Source: RefSeq, a predicted model, not a curated record